AACACUUAUGUUAGUUUCGUUCGUUUUCGUGUGAUGUUAGUUCAUAGGAAAACGAUCAACAAUGUAAUUAACUGCAAUUAAUUUUAUUUAUUCUAGUCAUUGUAGUCUCAUGCUUGACACAUAGGUGCUCGCUUUACAGUCCUUGUUAAACAAGGUGCAAACUGCAUUUAGACUUUCAGCUUUGUUAGCAUUUAACAAAUUUUAAAAAUGUUCGUCGGUGGCGGCAUGGCGUCUCCAAAAACUAUAAAAAAACAUACGAAAAAACACCGUCGACAUCAUCACCAUCAUAGUCAUCAUCAUAAUUUCCAUCCACCUCAAGAUUUACAACUAUCAAAUCUAGAAGCAUCUCAGCAUCAAAUUCUGGAAACAGUUAAAAAUGAUAGGGUAAUUGUAACUCAACCAGAAGAGGACAGAAGACGACGCACAAUCAUUGUGGAGAGGAAAAAUGGAUCAUUUGGCUUCACUUUGCAGACUUAUGGUAUUCAUCAUAAACGAGAUGGCGAAAUUGAAUUAAUUACUUAUGUAGAUUACGUGGAAUAUGAUGGUCCAGCGUUUCGUGCUGGGAUGAGGCCAGGUGAUGUGAUUUUAUCCAUCAAUGGCCAUGAUAUGGAAAAGGUUGACCAUAAAGAACUUGUUCGGUAUAUACAGAGCUGUGAGAAGACCAUGCGCAUGGUUGUAUUAUUUGAGGAUUGUGUACAUAAAGUGGAACUGCAUAUGAAAUACUUACGAUUGAAGAGGGUCUUUCAAGAAAAGAAGUUCGAGUUAGAGCAGUUAUGUGAAAAAGAACAGCAAUUAAUCCAAAGUUUUAAAGAUAGAGGACUACAAAUUCCACCUAGUCCAUAUCUUAUGAGCAGAAUUCGCAAUAUGGUGCCACCUAGUCCAUGCAGUCUCCAUAGUUAUGGCAGCUCUCAUGCAUCAAGCAAUCUGCCCCAGACCUUGACUUCGGAUGAUUCAAUAAGCUGUUACAACUUCCCUAGCAUUUCUGGACGUAAAACUUACAAAAGCCAUGCUGGUACUGCUCAUGCCUCACCAGUCAUUGUACCUAAACAAUUUGCUACAUUGCCAAAAGCUGCUGGUGCUGUGAGACGACCAUGGCCUAAAUUCACAGGAGGUGCCAGUUCAUUGACACCCAAAGGGUCAUGGGAUGGUCUAGAGUCUCAAUCAAGCACAGGUCUUUCUGAAAGUACUGAUUUUUCUGAGUCAUCAAGUCAAGAUUCACGAGCUCACUCGCCUGCUCUUUCUCGAAGAUCUGGUAACAAGUCUGAAAGUGAUCUGCCAGACAUUGCCCAAGAUGAUGAAGAGGAAGAAAAUGACCGAGAUGAAGUAACUAGAUUGUAAUUGUCUGGUUAUGUUUGUUAACUUUUGUUUUCCCUCAAAGAUCUUGUGUAUUUUUUUUGCAUUUUCUUGAGAGUUUGAGAAUUUUAUCUAUGUUGAACAGUAUUUUAAAAUUAAAUAUACGUAUAUAUCAGUUUUUAGCAUACACAGGUAAGGUUCCCAAAAUUAAAAUACAUCUGUCUCAAAGCUAUUUUAAAUACAAUUUACAAAUUUAAUUUUUUUGUUCACUUCGAUUAAGAAUAAAUAAAAUUGGAGCUGACAGAAAUAAAUGCAUCAAAUGCAUAUUCUAAAAAAAAAGUGUUGUAAAAUAGAUUUUUAAAGAACAUAUAGGAUUUCAAAUUCAUUAAAUUUUUGGGAACUACCUCAAAAGUAGAAAAGAAUCCUGUGUAGGCUUGAUAUCCAUCUAAUACUAUUUGAUUUUUUUCAACUCUGUUAUAUGUGAUAGUUUUGAGUAUUUGGGCUUUAAAAUCUUGAAGAAUUUCUUUUCGUAAUUCAAUUUUUUUAUAGAAUAAAAGUAUCAAUUAUAUAGUUAUUUUGUCUCAUUUUGCAUAAAAAUAAAGUGAGAAUUGGAUUUUUUUAUUAUAUAGUAAAAAUAUAUGAUUUGCUCUUUAAUUAUUAAAAGAUUAAUUUAAUCACCAAUAAAACUUUUCUUUGUUUUGUUUUUUUAAUUACUGCAAAUAUGCUUAUAAAAAGUGACACAAAAAACUUUUCUAAGGCAGUUAUAUAUUUUUAAUUUAUUAAUUUUCUUCAAACUAAGUUUCUGCUUUAAGUAUAGUGUCCAAUUAAAUAAGUGUAUUAAAAAUCAGUCAGUUUUUUAAUACAUUUUGGUGGCAAACAAAUAAUGUAAUUUGCAGAAUUUGAUAGGUCAUAUGCAUUCAUAUGGUGCUAAUGAGUGAAUUAUUAUAAUUUUUUUCUGAAUUAAAAAUGCCCAUGCAGUGUAUACAUAGCAAAAAUAUGUUUUUAUCAAUAAACCAAUCAUUUUAUGUGCAACUUAAAUUACUAUAAGUAUUAGCCAUGAGUUUUAAGGCAAAAUUCAUUGCUGAAAAAAAUUUGUUUGUCUAGUCUUUGCUGUAUAUAAUAUCUAGCUUUUGUUUAAAAUAGUUUUAUUUAUUUAAAAUCUUAUACUGCUUUUGCAUGUUUCAUAUUUCUAUUGUCAUUGAGCUUUUGUACUUAAUUUUUUAUAUGGAUGGUGUAAAACUGGUGCCGUACUAAGAGUUUCAGAACAAAAGUACUUUUAAUUCAACAUUUGCUUUUCCUUCUUUAAUGUAGAAUAUAUAUUUUGGCUACCAGUGUAUGAAUGUUUAUUUAUUAUGCAGUAUUUUGUACAUUUAGAGAUUUCUUUUUGAAGGUUACCAUUUUUUUGUCAGUUUUUUUUCUGAAUUAUAAUUUUUAUUAAUAUAUUUUUAAUUUAAUGUUUUUUGUAGUGGCAUUUUAGAAAGUUUUGUUUAAAGUAUUUUUUUAAAUUUACUGAUUUAAAUUAAGUAUUACUCUGCAUACAAGUUUAAUGGCUACAAUGUACAUUUUUUAUUUGGUUUUAUUUUCUAAGUAUUAUGGGACAAUCAUAGAAAUGAUACAUAAAAUAUCAUUCUUAUAACAGCCUUUUUUUUUUUCCAUAUGAAAACAUCACUGAAUAUAUAAAUAUGAGAAGGCAUUCAGAUUUUUUGCCAUAAAAUUUUCAAAAUGCAACUUUAAAUAAGUACAAAAAAAAAAAAAAGCUUUUUAUAAAUGUAUUUUCUAUGUAGAAAAGGCAAUCUGACUUGUAUGUCAAUGAAAUUUUUUAAAUAUAGAAUUCCUCUGAUUAAAAGUCAGUUGGAUUCUUUAAUGUCUUUUAACAGGUUUAUUUUAUAAUUAGAUUGGCUUGCAUAAUUUAUAUAUUUAAUUAAUCUCUGAAAAUAUUUUAAUUGCAUAACACCACAAAAAACUUUCUUCAGCCAUUUGUCAGAAUCUUUAAAUGUAAAUUUAAUAAAUUUAAAUUUCAAGAUAAUUAAACUUUAUUUACCAUCUUUUUGUGAUUGAAAUCAAUAUUAUUGCUCAGUAAUUGUAUGUUUAUAUAAUGUGUGUUUAUUUUUCUUUCAAGUGAUUUCAUAAGAGCUUUCAUAUUACCAUGCAUAUCUUAUGUAUUUUUCAAUGUGUUAAAUGUUAUUUUCAUUGUAAUCUUCAUUUUGUUUUUGAAGUGAUUUUAUUUUAUUUUACUAUUAGAACUAAUGAAAUUAAAAAACGGUAUAAAAAGCACUGUUGGGAAAAAAAAACUUAGUUUUAUAUCAAUAGCUUCAAAAAGCAAUUAAGGGCACACUAAAAAUAGUGCAAUAUAGCUUGCCUCAGAGUCAGUUUUAUAGUAAAUUGUUAUAUUGAGUAAGUAUUGAGUGAUAAAAUGGUAUAGUGAUAAGCUUAUUGUAACAUUGAAAUUAAUUCAAUUUCAUGUCAAUUGUAUUUUGUGUGGUCAUGAAAUGCGUUUACUGUGUAUAAUAAUAUCUUACUAGUCUGAAUGUAUAACUUUAAGAAUUCAACAUAUUCCACUAUAAGUUGCCUUACAUGAAAAAUGAUUUAUCUAUUUUAUACAUUCAUCUGUUAUUUUGCAUUUGAAUAUAAUAUAUAUAUAUAUUUUAAAUAAUUUAUUCACAGUUUUAGUUUUCUAAUGAUAUUUUAUUUGAAGAACUGAAUUUAUUUAUAUAGAAGGAAAAGAUGUGAUUAUUUUAAGAUAUUUUAGGAUGAUUGGCAAUUACUCAAUUUGAAGUUCCUAAUCAGCUUUUGGAUUUUGUAAGAUUGUAAUGUUUUU
Molecule: messenger RNA, 4111 nt
Organism: Argiope bruennichi
Lineage: Eukaryota; Metazoa; Arthropoda; Arachnida; Araneae; Araneidae
Gene: ssp6
Product: cytohesin-interacting protein-like
Exons: 6
Coding region: 208-1338 (376 amino acids)
Molecular function (GO): protein binding
Source: RefSeq, a predicted model, not a curated record